AACAGAGUAACAGACUGGUCAAAAUUUAAUCAAACAUUUAUAUUCUCUUCUCAUCAAAAUUUCUAUCGUCUCCAUCUCUCUGAAACCCUAAUCUCCAUGGGAGAUUCCAUGCCUCCGCAUCGCAUUUCCGUCCAUCAAGCUCUCGGCGGCGGCGCCGUUGCUGAUGUGCUGCUGUGGAGGCAAUGGGGUGCAACAGUCGUAGUGCUGACCUCAUCAACAGCGGCGUGGAUCCUAUUCGAGCGAGCUGGUUACAAUCUCUUGUCCUUUGGCGCCAAUGUUCUACUGCUUCUUGUGGUUAUUCUCUUCUUCUGGGCCAAAUCUGCUUCACUUCUCAAUAGACCAUUGCCUCCUCUUCCUGAUAUGGAAAUAUCCGAGGCAUCUGUCGUGAAGGUUGCUGAUGCAAUGCAUUUUUGGAUUAAUCGUGGACUGUCUGUUGCGCGAGACAUUGCUAUUGGCAGGAAUUUGAAGCUCUUUCUUCAGGUUUCUGUUUUGUUGUGGGUAGCAUCUUACAUCGGAAGUCUCUUCAACUUCCUCACUCUAGCCUAUGUUGGGGUUCUAAUCAGUCUUUCAGUGCCCGUGUUGUAUGAUAAGUUUCAGCACCACAUUGAUGAUAAGCUGUCCAUAGCACAUAGAACAAUACAAACACAGUACAGGAAACUUGAUGAGAGCAUCCUAAGGAAGUUACCUAUGCAAUCAAACAAGCAGAAGAAGGUCCAGUAGGGUAUCAUGGAGCUCAGAGAAGUGUGAUAAUAGCCUUAGACAUGGUUUUCGAUGGUUUUCAACAUGAGGGUUUCUUAGACAUGGUUUUGAAUGGUUUUCAACAUGAGGGUUUCUUUUGGUUGGCAUGCUGUUGCUAUACAUAUUGACAGCCAGACAGCAUGGCUGACAACAUUUGAAUGGAUCCCAUUAUCUUCUACGUUUGAGUUUCAGCGUUGCAUUGUUCCCACUGUGACCUUAUAAUCUUGUUAAAUUUUUGGUCAGUAGUUAUUGAAUUGUUGGAUCCUGAUUCCUGCCGGAUGUACUUUACAGGAUGGGAUGAAAGAGUAGGAAACUUUUAUCAUUCGAAUGCAAUAUAGAAAGUAAACUCUUUUUUGCUAUACUUCAGAUUUCAGUGUACUUUUUCCUUUUUUGAAAGUAAAGUUCAUUGAAUCAAUUAAUGAUU
Molecule: messenger RNA, 1162 nt
Organism: Fragaria vesca subsp. vesca
Lineage: Eukaryota; Viridiplantae; Streptophyta; Magnoliopsida; Rosales; Rosaceae
Product: reticulon-like protein B11-like
Exons: 6
Coding region: 97-720 (207 amino acids)
Source: RefSeq, a predicted model, not a curated record